AUCCUAUACUGGGUUGAAGAAAUCCUCUAACACAUUAACAGGGCCAUGCUCAAGCCCACAAGCAAAUGUGUGUAAAUUUUACGAUUUUUGUUUACAGAAUUAUGGGAUCCUGUCUCUUAAAUCCACCAAGACCGCUUAAUGUGGAUUCCAGCAUGAUACUAAGUUAUGAAAGUCCGUGAAAUAUUUGCAGCAGUCGUUUCACCAAAAGGUUCAGGAACUAAGGAAAUUAAUUAAACCUUCAAAAUGGCAGGUGUUGUCAAAACCUGUCACACAAGCACUGAACCUCCUAGGAUAGUAAUACAAGUAAUGGACAGUGACUCAAGGGAGUCUGAUGGUGCUGAGUCCAGAAUUCAUAGGCUCCCUGGUUAUGUGGCACCAAGUAAUACUAACAAUAACAGUAAUAAAGAGAAUGAAGAAAAAAAGAAAAAGAAGAAAGAAAAAAAGGGUAAAACUGAGGACAAAAACGAAAAAAAGAAGGAGAAGAAAGCAAAGGAAAAAGGAACAAAUGACAAUGACAACAAAGACAAAGAUAAAAAAGAAGAGCCAAAGAAGGAAAUUUUAAUAAUUGAUCCAGCAGGCAAUUUGUAUUACAAUUGGCUUUUUGUUAUUACAAUGCCAGUGAUGUACAACUGGACAAUCAUCAUAGCCAGGGCUUGCUUUGAAGAACUACAACAAGACUACCUGAGCGCAUGGUUUAUCAUGGACUACCUUUCUGACAUAAUUUACUUAGGCGAUAUGUUUGUCAGGACAAGAACAGGAUACCUUGAGCAAGGUUUGCUGGUGAAAGAUGAACUAAAGUUGCGUGAACGAUACAUGAAGACCAUGCAGUUUAAGCUGGAUGUUCUAUCAAUGAUUCCCACAGAUAUCUUCUAUUUCAAGAUGGGACUGAAUUACCCUGAACUAAGAUUAAACAAGCUCUUUCGUGUUGCUCGCAUGUUUGAGUUCUUUCAAAGAACAGAAACAAGAACCAAUUAUCCCAACAUAUUCAGGAUCUCUAAUCUUGUUAUGUAUAUUGUCAUUAUUAUACACUGGAAUGCUUGUCUUUACUUCUCAUUUUCCAAAGCAAUUGGUUUUGGAGCAGAUACUUGGGUCUACCCUAACAUAUCACAUCCUGAGUUUGGACGUCUUGCACGGAAAUAUGCUUAUAGCCUGUACUGGUCCACUCUGACUCUAACUACUAUUGGAGAAACCCCUCCUCCAGUUCAGGACUCUGAAUAUUUUUUUGUUGUUAUUGACUUUCUAGUCGGUGUGCUGAUUUUCGCUACCAUUGUUGGUAAUGUUGGCUCAAUGAUUUCUAACAUGAAUGCUGCAAGAGCAGAAUUUCAAGGAAGAAUUGAUGCCAUUAAGCAGUAUAUGCACUUUCGUAAGGUCAGCAAAGACCUGGAAAAAAGGGUUAUCAAGUGGUUUGACUAUCUGUGGACCAACAAAAAGGCUGUGGAUGAAAGAGAAGUGCUCAGGUACCUCCCAGACAAGCUGCGUGCAGAAAUUGCCAUUAAUGUUCACCUUGACACCCUUAAGAAAGUGCGUAUUUUUGCAGAUUGUGAAGCAGGGCUCCUGAUUGAGCUGGUACUAAAACUAAGGCCACAGGUCUAUAGUCCUGGUGAUUAUAUUUGUCGGAAAGGAGACAUUGGGAGAGAAAUGUAUAUCAUCAAGGAAGGGAAACUGGCUGUGGUUGCAGAUGAUGGAAUUACUCAGUUUGUAGUUCUUAGUGAUGGUAGUUAUUUUGGUGAGAUCAGCAUCUUGAACAUCAAGGGAAGCAAAGCUGGAAAUCGUAGAACAGCCAAUAUUCGAAGUAUAGGUUAUUCAGACUUGUUUUGCUUGUCCAAGGAUGAUCUUAUGGAAGCCCUUGUUGAGUAUCCAGAUGCCAAGGCAAUGCUAGAGGAGAAAGGAAAGCAAAUCUUAAUGAAAGAUGGACUCUUAGAUUUAGAGCAGGCCCAGCUGGGGCCAGACCCUAAGGAUAUGGAAGAAAAAGUAAAUAGGAUGUUUUCAUCUGUGGAAAAUCUUCAAACUAAAUUUGCCAGGUUGCUGGCUGAGUAUGAUGCAGGCCAACAGAAGUUAAAACAAAGAGUAACCAGGAUUGAAAAAAAACUGUUGUCAUCUAGGGAGGAACUUGUGUCAGAAUUAGUAGAUCAGGAGGCAGAUCCUGGCCAAGCUGAAAAGCAAGAGGAAUAAGGCUUAUUUGUACUGAAACCAGUCAGCAUGGCAAUGCAGUGAUCAGGGCUGCUGCCCCCCCAGGGGCAAGGAAUUCAGUUUGGCAUAGCCAUGGUUUGUGUGGUGUCUGCAUAUUUUCAAUAUGUCUACAUGGAUUUUUCUGCGGGUAUUGUGGUUUCAUCCCUCAGCCUAAACACAUAAAUCAGUUAAUUAACUGUAAACUGGCCUAAUAUGAACUGAUGUGUUCAGUGAUGGAUUGAGUGUCCUAUCCGGGAUAAGGUCUGCUGCUGGAAUAAGCUAUGGCUCCUUGUGACUGUAAAACUGAAUUAAAUGGGUUUAGUAAAUUGAUAGAUGAAUGGUUGCACUGAAACCCUCCAUAUGAAUUCUGGGUGUUCAAAUAAACUUUGAAUAAUAUUUUGCAUCUGAUCCAGGAAU
Messenger RNA from Erpetoichthys calabaricus (reedfish), 2586 nucleotides. It is a transcript of the gene cnga1b, whose product is annotated as cyclic nucleotide gated channel subunit alpha 1b. Gene Ontology annotation, molecular function: intracellularly cGMP-activated cation channel activity; protein-containing complex binding; intracellularly cAMP-activated cation channel activity. The record is from RefSeq and is a predicted model, not a curated record. Bases 244 to 2172 code for a protein of 642 amino acids. The transcript is spliced from 8 exons. Lineage: Eukaryota; Metazoa; Chordata; Cladistia; Polypteriformes; Polypteridae. Gene Ontology annotation, biological process: monoatomic cation transmembrane transport. Gene Ontology annotation, cellular component: intracellular cyclic nucleotide activated cation channel complex; plasma membrane.